GUCAAAAAAAGACAAGAAAAAGCCUACUCAAUUGUGGAACUGACAGCAAUGUUAGCAAUAUUAUUAGUAGGCUUAUGGUAGGCUACAAUACCUUAAUAAAACACAACUGAAUGUGAACUGAGCCUAUCUGACUGAGUCUGAACUGAAUUAUGCGGUGCACAUAUUUUUAAGCCUACAUUUAAUGUUAAAAAUUCAUAUUCUAAUUGUAGCCUAUAAUAUUCAGAAAUCCAUGUGAAAAAGGUUUAAGUUUUAAUUCUAUUUCCUUUCAUGUGUUCAACUCACCCGUUUUUGAUCACUUGGAUUAUUCCUCAAAUCCUGUAGCCUACUCAUCGCUUGUACUCAUCCAAUAUGGCAGCGACCAACGACAGUAAUAACAGUAUGGCAGGGACCAAAGCUAUCAACUCUGGAGGGAAACAAUCCCCUACCUCUGCCGAACAGGUAGUGGCUGGUUUUCAACGACUUCGCCAGGAACAACGGAGCAUGGCCACAAAAGCAGCGGAACUGGAGAUGGAAACCAAUGAACACAGUCUUGUUAUCGAUGCUCUCAGAGAGGCAGAUCCAAGUCGAAAGUGUUACCGGUUGAUUGGGGGUGUCCUUGUGGAAAGAACAGUGCAGGAGGUCCUCCCUGCACUUGAGAGCAAUAAAGAACAGAUCUCCAAAAUAGUUGAAUCACUCAACACGCAGAUGCAGGCGAAAAGGCAGGAGCUGAAUGAGUAUCGGGAACGCUUCAACAUCCGAAUAGUUGGAGAGGAAGAGGCGUCAAACAAAGCCACUGAGGAGAGGGAAGGUGCUGGAACAAAGGGUGGAGGCACAGGGGUCCUAGUGUCCUAGUUCUGAGCCUGACUAAUGGACACGGUUCCACAUUCCGAAGUAAAGGUGGUCUAGUUUACUCUACUCUUGAGCACUUUUUUAAAUGCAGGUUUUGUGAAUGACCAAAGUAGGUAAUCGUAAGUUAAAUGUGAGAAAUAAUGCGUUCCUAUUUAAUGCUGAAGGAUGUUGUUGUAGGGUUAUAGCUUGGAGGAGUUAUGUAUGCUUAGGAGUGUUUAAUGUUUACGUGUAACACACACUCUAGCAGCUCCCUGUAUUUAGGGAGUGCACAAUGACUGUCCAUAACUAUGUAGAGUUUAAAUUCACAAUAAACCAUGUUGCAAUAAAUUCUUUCUGGCUA
This is a messenger RNA of Alosa alosa (allis shad), 1168 nucleotides long. RefSeq names its product prefoldin subunit 2-like. Bases 349 to 831 code for a protein of 160 amino acids. Gene Ontology annotation, cellular component: cytoplasm; prefoldin complex. Gene Ontology annotation, biological process: protein folding. Lineage: Eukaryota; Metazoa; Chordata; Actinopteri; Clupeiformes; Clupeidae. The transcript is spliced from 4 exons. The record is from RefSeq and is a predicted model, not a curated record. Gene Ontology annotation, molecular function: protein folding chaperone.